GUUAAAUUUUAUUUUAAAUAAUUGUCAAAGUUAGUAUAGCAGUAUUUUUUUGAAACUAAUAUUAAUUUAAAGAUGAACAACGACAGUAAUUGGUAGUAAUUUUAAUAGUUUUGUUUUAUCAACAACUCUAAGAGAGUCGUUUAUUAGUAACGGGAAAAAGAUUCUUUAGAACAAAUUGAGACUCGAUGAAGGCAACAUCUAAAAACGCAACGAUUUCGACCUUAAUUGAUAAUUGACUAUUCCUAGAAGAAUUGAAAAUGUUUAUUAAUGCUAAUGUUGAAUCAGAUUUCGAAGGAAUUACUAAUUUGAAUCAACGAAGAUAAAACUCAAACGUCAAGAAUUCAAACGAUUAUUUAAGAAGAGAGGGCGACGAAUAUCCAGAUUUCAAGAGAGCGUCUAAUGAAUAUAAAUUGUUUGAAACUACGAAGAAUAGAUGCCGUUGAUCAUCCUGAAGAAAGAAGAAUUCAGUCGAAUAAUGAAAAGUCGCAGUUCGAGCCCGGGAAGGAUGACCGUCGUGCAGUCCAGCCCAGUUCCCGACCACAGCCCGAAGGAUGGAGUCGUGACGGCGCGUAUUCCUGCCGCCCGCUAGAGACCGGAGGAGCAACACCAAGUUCGCAGUCCUGACUGAGGCGAACCAAGGAUCCUCCGAGAACCUACACGUCUCGUGGGUAUUCUGCAGCAAGGUUUGGUCCCUUACCCCAUCACCCGAAGACUCGCUGAUUAAACAAGUAUCCUCACGAAUGACGACUAAAACAAGACGAACAUUUUUCACCGAACUAGAAUUUUUUUGUUAUCAAACGUAUUCUUUGUAUAGAAAGACCGUGUACUUGUUCAUCUUUAGAUUUAUCAUUUAAAUUACGGAAUCGCGAUCCCGAACCUAAUAAUAUUAGAUAUUAUAAAUGGAACUUGAUAUUGAAAGAACAUGUUGCUAUUUUGUUUGACGGGUACUGCAAGUUACGUGCCCAGUAGUCCACGCUCUGCAGACUGAAGCUAGUUUAAAAUAAAUAACACACAAACGAUUAACAUCUUAACCUAAAGAUAACUUACUCUAAUGAAAGAAUUGGUAGAAUCUUUGAAGUCGAGAAUAAUAACAAAUUCCAUCUGUAUUUUAACAUAAACUAUUUUAGUUAAAAUAUUUAUAUAAAGUGUGAUAUUGUGCCAGUCGAAGUAUAUUGUCACCGUCUGCACAAAACCUUAACGCAAAUAUAAAUAUUACAUUUGAAUUUGUUUACACGUCAUUACCAGGUCUAGUCACGAAAUUAGUAUUUAACAUACUUUUGACACACUGUAAUUUUGACUUUCAGACACAAACUUCUAGAAACAAUUCUUAAAACUGAUAGAGGUAGGCUACAGAAACUGGAAUUAUUAAGUACAUUUAAUAAUUUACAUAAUUACACUAGCUGACUCUACAACGACGAUCUGAUAGAGCUGCCUUGCACUCAGCAAAACUGUAGCGUAAGCCUCCUACGGCCGGACACACACCUCCCAUACUCUCCGGCAGCUCUGCUCGUCGAGGCCGCAGAUGAGGUGGUGCAGGUGUGGCCCGGCCAGGAGCAAGGUUUUGUUGAGUACAAGCUGCAUCAUCCCAAUGGCACGGUGGUUGCCUGGAGUGAAUCAUGUGAUUCGUUCACACAUUCAACGUUCCUCGACGGGGGCAACCACUCGUGGAGGGUGCCAAGCAACCCGGACAUCUGCGACCUGCACACCGCGGUCGGCUCCGACGAGGAGGAGGAGGACGCCGAGGACGCAGAGGACGCAGAGGACGCAGAGGACGCAGAGGACGCAGAGGACGCAGAGGAUGCAGAGGACGCAGAGGAUGCAGAGGACGCAGAGGACGCAGAGGACGCAGAGGACGCCGAGGAGGCCGAGGACGCAGAGGACGCAGAGGACGCAGAGGACGCAGAGGACGCAGAGGAGGCCGAGGACGCAGAGGACGCAGAGGACGCAGAGGACGCAGAGGACGCAGAGGACGCAGAGGACGCAGAGGAUGCAGAGGACGCAGAGGACGCAGAGGAUGCAGAGGACGCAGAGGACGCAGAGGACGCAGAGGACGCAGAGGACGCAGAGGACGCAGAGGACGCAGAGGACGCCGAGGAGGCAGAGGAUGCAGAGGACGCAGAGGACGCAGAGGAGGCCGAGGACGCAGAAGACGCAGAGGACGCAGAGGACGCAGAGGACGCAGAGGACGCAGAGGACGCAGAGGACGCUGAGGACGCCGAGGAGGCCGAGGACGCAGAGGACGCAGAGGACGCAGAGGACGCAGAGGACGCAGAGGAUGCAGAGGACGCAGAGGACGCAGAGGACGCAGAGGAGGCCGAGGACGCAGAGGACGCAGAGGACGCAGAGGACGCAGAGGACGCAGAGGACGCAGAGGAGGCCGAGGACGCAGAGGAGGCCGAGGACGCAGAAGACGCAGAGGACGCAGAGGACGCAGAGGACGCAGAGGACGCAGAGGACGCUGAGGACGCUGAGGACGCAGAGGACGCAGAGGACGCAGAGGACGCAGAGGACGCAGAGGACACAGAGGACGCAGAGGACGCAGAGGACGCAGAGGACGCAGAGGACGCCGAGGAGGCAGAGGAUGCAGAGGAUGCAGAGGACGCUGAGGACGCCGACCAGGUUGCCCACCUGUGGUGCCGCCGCCGUCGCGGCUAGACAUCAGCCGCCAGCCGGCAGCUGCCACCCGCCAGUCUUCGCCAGUAACAGCUCCGAUCUCCCCACCCAUCAUGGAGAGGAUCCCGUCAGCAUUGGCGGCCUCUUUCUUCGAGGAAGAGGUAGAGGAGGGGGCGGGUAUUCCACCCGACAUUGCGGUGGCCUUCUUCGCCGAAGACCUUCAGGAAGGGCAGUCGACUCCCCCUCCUCCUCCACCGCUGGCCAAGACUUCGCCGCUGCUGUUGGUUGCCGGCCCCUCUGGGACAUGUCCCUGGGGUCAGCCGCUAACAGCCGACGAAAAAAGAGGAUACCGGCUACCUGCUACACAGCAGCAGCAGGUGCCAGCUCUGCCUAGCGGCAAAGUCGUGGCCCAGCUGAUGGCGAUGGAUGCCCAGCGGGUUCUCUGCGGCUGCAUCCCCCUCUGCGAGCGCUUCCCUACGCGGGAGGCAGUGUCUGGGUUAUUAUUAAAAAUAACAAGGGGGAACGGCCGUCGCUGACACAUCUGCGAUGCUCUCUCUCGCGACUCCAGCCAUUGGAAAACAUAUUUAAAAAAUUUAAUAUUAUGACUAUAAGACUAUCUAUAAAUGCACAAUACAUUCUUUUAAAUGACAAGUGUGUGUGUGUGUGAUGUAAUAAGAAUUCUUUUUAAUAAAAUUGGUGAUAUAUUAUAAA
Molecule: messenger RNA, 3324 nt
Organism: Bacillus rossius redtenbacheri
Lineage: Eukaryota; Metazoa; Arthropoda; Insecta; Phasmatodea; Bacillidae
Exons: 3
Coding region: 1523-3007 (494 amino acids)
Source: RefSeq, a predicted model, not a curated record